This is a messenger RNA of Aaosphaeria arxii CBS 175.79, 867 nucleotides long. Its product is annotated as RraA-like protein. NCBI's taxonomy places the organism in Eukaryota, Fungi, Ascomycota, Dothideomycetes, Pleosporales. The coding region runs from base 165 to 863 and encodes 232 amino acids. The transcript is spliced from 2 exons. The record is from RefSeq and is a predicted model, not a curated record.
UGGAGCGAAGUAGGUUCGGGCUGCUCCGGUGCGCGUGGUCACGUGCUAGUCCACUUCAUCCUACUGACUAGUGGUGGUAAGUUUCGCGACGUCACUUAAGCUCUGGCUUGCUCUGUAGAUACUUCUGCGUGUUGUAAGAAUAUUUCCGCGUGAUCAAUACAGCAAUGUCGUCGGCGAUUCCAACAGUUAAACAACCAGUACUUGCGGCGCUUCGUCGCUUCACCACUUGUGAUAUUGGAGACGCUCUAGUGCGGUUGAACGUCCGACAUGGUGGCUAUCUUUCCGGCUUGAAGAUGUUCUCACCCCAGAUGGGCAUAGGCCCUUUCAAAAUAUUUGGCCCAGCGUACACCGUUCGUAUGGUCCCAGCAAAUGAUACAACUUCGCCCAAACCAUCCAAGCAUUUCGCUGAUGCAAUCCCGUCGGGUAGUGUUGUGUUUGUAUCCCAGCCAAGCGGCUUUAUCAGUGCUUGUUGGGGUGGUUUGAUGAGUACACGCGCACUCAAGGCAGGAGCAGCUGGAGUAGUCAUCGACGGGAGCUUCCGAGACAUAAAUGAGCAUAGAGAUUUGGGCAUAGGCCUGUUUGCUCGUCGUAUCAGUAUCCUCGGCUCGAACACUUUCACUCGCUCAUCUGAGCUCAACGUCCCCGUCUCAUAUCAAAUUGAGGAGCUCAAGGAUGAGAACAUUAAUAUCAGACCUGGAGAUCUGAUCAUGGGGGAUGCGGAUGGUGUGGUGGCAAUUCCUCCAGAGGUAGCUGAGGAGUGUGCAAAGCUCUGUGAUUCUAGGUGGAACAUCGAUGAAGCCACACGGAAAUGUCUCGAAGAGGGAGAUGAAAUUGGACCAACUAUUUUGAGGCUGCGCCAGUAAUAGU